GAGGGGGAAAGCAGAGAGUGAGCUGGUGCCUUUGCAAGCAUUUGCAUCAGCAUCAUUUCAGAAAAAUCUCUGCUGCCACAGCCUCCAUCCGGGGAGGAAGAUGCACAAGGCAGAUCAAGGGAUGGGAAAAGACACAGACUUGUAUAGUGGGAAGUACCUCAACAGCAUUCCCAAGGUACAGUGAUUGAUGUCCACUGUGUACCUCAGCAGUGGGAGCUACACCAGGUUUUCAUCCUCAGAGACCAAAGCAGCAGACAGCUGCAUCAGGAAAUACUCUGAUUCAGGGUGGGUUGUGAUCGAGAGCAGACACGAGGACUCUCUAAAUGGACAGAAAUUAUAAAAAUCGGAACCUCCCGACGAUCACGGCAUCAUCCUCUUGACUACAAGGCAGCUUUUGACCUAAUUUUUCAAUCCGCUCUUUUCUGGCCGUACUUCCUGGCUUUGAAGGAUGGGUGAUGGGCCUGUGACUGAUCCUGCCUGCCUGCCUCAUCCCACCCUUCAAUGGAGCCGAUGUGGAACUCCUCCCACCCACCUCCACAGCUCAUGUCCAACAUGUCUGCCUCCUCUCUGCCUGAGGGCUGGGCUCUGUCCCAGUCGCUAGCUCUGCUCGCCAUGCUGCUCAUGGAUCUGCUGGCUGUGGUGGGUAAUGUGGCUGUCAUGGCAGUCAUUGCCAAGGCCCCACAGCUCCACAAGUUUGCCUUCGUCUUCCACCUGUGCGUGGUGGACCUGCUGGCAGCCCUGGUGCUGAUGCCCCUUGGCAUGCUCUCAAGCCGAGCCUUCUUCGGGGAGGCCCUGUGCCGGAGCUACCUCUUUCUCAGUGUGUGCCUGGUUAGCGCUGCAAUCCUCUCUAUCUCCGUCAUCAAUGUGGAGCGUUACUACUACAUCAUACACCCGAUGCGCUAUGAAGUAAAGAUGACUGUUGGCCUGGUGGCGUCAGUGCUGGUGGGGAUAUGGGUUAAAGCCCUGGCUAUGUCUGCUCUGCCACUGCUCGCUUGGUUCCUGCAAGGUGGAAGAACUCCUCUUUUGGAGAGUAGUGGGGUCGGGGGAGGAGGAGGUGGUCCAGUUCCAUCUCCCCCUGCUCAGGGUCACAGGCGCUGCUCACUACAUUGGACAGGGGGAGGUUCAAACCGCUUGGCCUUCAUGGUCCUGUUUACUCUAGUGUAUUUCCUGUGUCCACUCCUGCUCAUUCUUGUUGUGUACUGCAAUAUGUUCAAAGUGGCUCGGGUAGCGGCCAUGCACCAUGGGCCUCUGCCUACCUGGAUGGACACACCUCGUCGCCAGCGGUCGGAAUCACUCAGCAGCCGUUCCACCAUGGUUACCAGCUCUGGGACGGGGACCGGGACAGGCAGAGCGACUCCACAGCGGCCCUUUGGGGGAGGAAAAGCUGCAGCAGUAUUGGCAGCAGUAGGUGGGCAAUUCCUAUGUUGCUGGCUGCCCUAUUUUAGUUUCCACCUGUAUUCAGCACUGGCUGCCAGCCCUCCAGCCACACUAGCCUCUCUGGAGGAGGUGGUCACCUGGAUCGGCUACUUCUGCUUCACCUCCAAUCCCUUCUUCUAUGGCUGUCUCAACAGACAGAUCAGGGAGGAGUUGGGCAAGCAUCUGCCUUGCCUGUUUCGUCGUGCGGGGGUUGAGAUAGAGGACAGACUGCCCAGCCGUGAAGGCUCCAUAGAGGAGAAUUUCCUUCAGUUUCUUCAGGGCACUGGCUGCAACUUGGAUCCUCAAAACUCUCACAGCACCUCCAGUCCUAAAGGGGAGGCCUGCUGCCCCAUUGCUCAGUCCCAACCACCAGAGCCAGCACAGCCCAUACCGAUUGAUUUCCGUAUCCCUGGACAAAUUGCGGAGGAGACUUCAGAGUUUACUGAGAGUGAGCAGGCGAAAAACAACCAUAUAUAUACAGACAAUUAAAAUUUUAAUGUCUUUGUUUCCUGAAAAUAGAAUCAUUUGGAUCAUUCAGAUAUGAACUGUUUCAGGAGAUAUUUAGGUGAAAAUAUGUUUCUCUAUUUGUACUGACAGCUUUCCAGCAGCUCAUUUAAAUGACUUUAAAUUGUACCUUUGAUUCAUUGCACUUUGCCUCAUCAGAUUUCAUCCUCACACAGACACGAUGAUAAAAUUACACACAGUUUGUUUGAGAUGCAUUUUAAACUGUUGUUUGUUGUUACG
Messenger RNA from Larimichthys crocea (large yellow croaker), 2160 nucleotides. Its product is annotated as G-protein coupled receptor 61. NCBI's taxonomy places the organism in Eukaryota, Metazoa, Chordata, Actinopteri, Sciaenidae. Gene Ontology annotation, biological process: G protein-coupled receptor signaling pathway. The record is from RefSeq and is a predicted model, not a curated record. The transcript is spliced from 2 exons. Gene Ontology annotation, cellular component: signaling receptor complex; endosome; plasma membrane. The coding region runs from base 502 to 1905 and encodes 467 amino acids. Gene Ontology annotation, molecular function: G protein-coupled receptor activity.